Molecule: messenger RNA, 2031 nt
Organism: Knipowitschia caucasica
Lineage: Eukaryota; Metazoa; Chordata; Actinopteri; Gobiiformes; Gobiidae
Source: the annotation of a GenBank genome assembly
AUGGCAGCUUCUAUCUUAGACUAUUACUGCCGUGGUUUCCAGCCCAACACCUUUGACCCUUCUCGGUGCGGGAGCUGUCUGCGGCCUGACUACAUGCAUCUAAACAUCAGCCCUGACAAAGAAGCUGAGCAGAAGCUGAAUGCAGAAGUUGAUGAUGAUGCAAGUGACCUUUCUGAGGUGAUCACUGUGAGCAGUGAUGACAUCAGUGGUGGCUGGACGUAUGAGUGGAGUCUGGGCCACAGCUUGAGUCCUGAAUGGGAACUUAAUAUCUGUGAUACUCACAUACAACCCAGGUGUCCAGGCUUUUGGGACAAUUCACCCAGGACCAGAUCGCAGAACUCAGAGAGGUAUAUUGAUGAUAUGACCAGAUUUAACCCAUCUCCCCAGCGCAGCACCGACAGCCCCUGCAUGGAUGACAGACGAGGGAGGAACAGGUCUCGGAGACCAUCAGAAAAUUGUGAAAGAGAAAGAGGCUUCUUAUCGCCAGACAGAAGAGAGAACAGUAACCUUGAGUCCAUCUCCCAUCAAAGUAAACAGAGGUCAUAUGAGGGCUCUCAUUCAUCAACCAGGACAGCUGUCAACAGCGCUGUGCCCACUCACACACGCAACAGCAGAGAUGUGUCUCCUUCAAGGAAUGGGUAUGGCACACGCAGCAACUCGCCGCACAAGGAGAAUGGGUCCAGAGAAAGCAUGCUCAGCCCCUUACAGGGGUCAUGGCAAGGAUCCUCACACUCUCUUCUCAGCAACCCUGCGUCAAGGGGCUCUUCGUCAUCAAUGCGCAAAACUGACAUUCACAUGCUGGCACCUGAGCCUGUCUUCCAUGCAGCUGAUGUUCCUGAAGUGAAUCGCUCUUAUGACAGGAGCCGGAGCAGUGGGAGGAGAGGAAUGGAUGCUCUACUAAUUUCUGAAUCCAAGAAGACAGCAGAAAUAGUGGAAGAGGUGGGAAUGACCAUAGACGACUACAUCGAACUGGCUGAUAUUCCAAAGAUUUACCUGGAAUCUGAAGAGGAAUAUGUCGGACUUAGAAAGAGAAACCAAAGCCCAAGUCCCUGCAGAAAUCAAAGAAACAAGAGUGAGAGGUACACAGAUGAAACACUUGUGGAUAGUUCAAGACUGGAUUCAGAUUAUAGGGGACGAGUGAGAAACAUGAACAACAAAAUGACAUACGCCAUCACCACAGACACAGUUAAUUUGUAUGUAAAGGCGUGGCUGUCUUUUCUUGAUGAGCAUGGAAAGUGGAGAAAACACUGGUUCGUUUUAGGAGAAUCUUCAGUAAGAUACUACAGAGAUUCUGAAGCUGAGGAGUCUGAGGAUCCAGAGGGUGAAAUUGACUUGAGGUCUUGUCUGGAUGUCUCAGACUGUGAUGUGCAGAAAAACUAUGGGUUCCAAUUGCAUACAAAGAAAACAGUGUUCACUCUCUCCGCCAUGACCUCUAAGAUACGACGGAACUGGGUUAAGUUACUAAAGCAGGCCAUCCAGAACAAGUCACACCAAUCAGAGACCGGCAGCGAGAAAGCGGACCCUCUCUCCCAGAGACGGUCACCAUGCCAACCCUCCAGUCAGUUCACGGAGGAGUCCAGACACAAACCUGCGGUGCACUCCCACCAGGACUUGUCCCAAAGAGAAGAGGGAGAGGGCUGGGAUCGGGAGCAAGCCAAGCGAUUGGAGGAGAGGAAUAAGUGUCAUAGCAAAGCUGAUGUCUUCCAGAAAGAGCAGGUGGAAAGCAUUGAAAAGGAUCACUCAGCCCUGGGAGUAGUAGUAGACAGUCCUUGUGGCCCUGGAGCCCCUUGUAGAGCCAAACUGGAAGCCAUGGUAGAAUCUCACCAGAGAGAAUUACAGCAGCUACGAGAGAAACAUGAUCAGGAGAUCAGAGAGCUGAAGGAAGAGCAGGAAAACAUGCUUAAAGAAGUAAACCAGGCCUCUGCUAAAGCUUUGGAAAAAUUGAAAGCAAUGCACUUAGAGGAAAUGGAGAAAGUAAAGGAAAGAAGCCAAGGAGAGGAACGAACAGUGGAGCCACCGCAGAACGUGUAA